CACAGAGUAGAAUCGGAAACCUCACUUCAUUCGCCCAUAUUUCAGACACUCAUCAAGAAUUACGAAUUACUAAUUACGAUAGCCUCACUAGACAACGAAACCCAGAUACAUAAGCAAUGAUACCUAAGGGAAUGCAGUACCUACUAGGGUACACCAUUAUUUCCAUGGCUCUGUUGGCGUGGGCAUCAUACGACUCGUUGACUAAAGCGGUGAACUUUGAAGUGUUUUUGAUGGAGAUGACCGACGGAGUCAAACUUGGAAUACUCAUUAACAGCGUGGCUUUGAAUUUCGUGAUGGUAGGGAAGAUUUUGCAAUUGUCACUCUUUGGCGAAUUAAGAUUGCUAGAAGCAGAUCAUUUGAUGGAGAAAUUGCCGUUCUACGCGGGUAAUUUGCUUUUCAAUUUGGCGACAACAGACAAUUUUUUGCUCAAUUCAUUUCUACUUGUAACGGCCGUUGGCUUUAAAGCCUUCCACAUAAUCUUGAUAGACAGAGCUGACUACGUCAACUUGAGAAUCGCUAAUAAUUCCAACAAUGAAACUUACACGAGAGCCAUAAUAAUCAAGAAGUAUGUGUUCAAUCUCUAUUUCUGGCUUGUCUUCUUUUUCAUAUUCCUUGAUUUCUCAAUUGCUAAAUUGCUUGUCUACGACGUCUUCCAGGGUAUAAAUUCCGUGGUCUGUCUCUUGUUUGGCUUCGAGUUUGCCAUACAGGGAGUUGAAGCCCUCACUUACUGUGCAAAGAUGUUUAUCAACAUCUACGAAUUGGCAGUCUAUAGAAUAAAUGAGCACCACGACAAUAGUGAAGAUGACGACGACUUUCUUGACGAAGAUAUCGACAUAAUAUGGGAAACAAAAGCUUUUUACAGCAAAGGUAUAGACAUAGCAUCAUCGUCUUUGAUGGCAGUAUCAUAUCUAGCUUUCAUCUAUUUGUUAACUUUCCAUUCCGUGUUGUCCCUUCCUAUAUCUAUGCUCCAAGGAACCUAUUCCAGUUUGAAGCAAACCUACACAGAAGUCAGGCAAUUAUUUGCAUUUAUCGAAUCUUCUAAGCGUUUGGACAACCAACUUCGAACUGCCACAAAAGAAGAUUUAGAGGCAACUGACAACUUGUGUAUUAUUUGUCGUGAAGAUAUGAACUCGGUUGAAGACUACGAAACGAAUUUCAAAAAGAGCCUACCAGCCAGAAGAAGGCCCAAGGCACUACCAUGUGGUCAUAUAUUGCAUAUGGGUUGUUUAAAAGAAUGGCUUGAAAGAUCAGAUAGCUGUCCACUCUGUAGAAAGAAAGUGUUCGAUCCUCCUGAUCAGAAUAUCCAAAGAGAAGAGGCAAAUCAUCCUCAAGAACAAAACCAAGAAGAAGCUCAACAACAUCAAUUAGAAGAAAACGAAAAUCAAGCACAGAGAGAAAUUCCUGCAAAUCCUGAGGAUAACCAGGAAGAAAUUGAGGAUCAGCAACAAUCCGAAGGAAGUGAAUCCCAAACAAAGAGUGAUGUCAAAGAGAGCUCUUCACUUCAAAUAGAUAAUAGUUCAGGAGCUGACGUAGUUGAAGGCUCUAGUAACAACAUACCAGAUUCUAGUGUCGCAACUCCGUCUAACCCUUCAGGUGAAAGACAAACCAUCAAGCUUCCACCAAAUUCUCUAUUACCUCCUGGUUGGGCUGUAUUGCCAUUAAAGAGAACCACAUUUAUCGAGUCAGGGGGGAGAGUCGAUUACUAUGUCAGUUUCUCAAGAUUUCAAAAGGGUGCUUUGAAAAUACGGCAAGUUGAGCCAAUUAACAAUAGAAUAAUCUAUCCCUUCACUCAGGUCAAACAAGAUGGAGAACCCGAGGAGUAAACUAAUGUGAAUAAAUCGGGGGUUAUGUAUAUUAGUUGGCACAAAACGAUACCAAAUUGUUUCGUUCAGUCAUACGUAGAUAUAAUACAAUAAUAAUUGGGC
Molecule: messenger RNA, 1925 nt
Organism: Scheffersomyces stipitis CBS 6054
Lineage: Eukaryota; Fungi; Ascomycota; Pichiomycetes; Serinales; Debaryomycetaceae
Product: E3 ubiquitin-protein ligase
Exons: 3
Coding region: 117-1823 (568 amino acids)
Cellular component (GO): cytoplasm
Molecular function (GO): zinc ion binding
Source: RefSeq, a predicted model, not a curated record